Molecule: messenger RNA, 828 nt
Organism: Rotaria sordida
Lineage: Eukaryota; Metazoa; Rotifera; Eurotatoria; Philodinida; Philodinidae
Source: the annotation of a GenBank genome assembly
AUGUUAAGAUUUACAUUUUAUAAACAACUAAAUUAUAUACGUUGUAGUCAUGUUAUUUUUCAACGUUUUCUAUCAGCACAACCAUCACCAAAAGCAAAUCAAACAACUGCUCGACCUGUUGGUACAGGUUUAAGUACUGUACAAACAUCAAGUAAUCUUCCUGUACUUUACGAACCAAGUUUAAUGUCACGUAUUAAAAUGAAAUUUGGUUUACAAGCUGAAUUACGUGAACCACAAAAAGUUUUAUAUCAAGCAGCAGCUAUAUCAUAUUAUAUGAUUGCUUCAUCAGUAGAUUUUGAUGGUAUACAACGUGAACUUGAUAUGCCAGAUGUUUUUGCAUCAUUUGGAAGAAUUAUAUUUCUACAUAUUUGGUUUUUACUUGUUCGUUAUAUUCAAUUAGGUCCAACUGGUAUAUUUCUUCGUCGUCAAUUAGCACGUACUAUGUGGACAGAUCUUGAUUUACGUGCUCAACAAAUUCUUCCUGGUCAAGGCAAAGUUCGUCGUAGUCAAUUGGAAGAAUUACGUGCAGAAAUGAAUGCAUUUAUGAUAGCAUUAGAUGAAGGUCUUGUGGAUGAUGAUACAGUAUUAGCUGCUGCUAUAUGGAGACAUUUUCGUCAUUUUCAACCUACUCGUCUUGAAAGUCUUGUUACACUUGUCAAAUAUAUAAGAAAAAAUAUUCAACAUUUAGAACAAUUACCUGAUGAAAAUUUUAUAAAAAAUGGUUAUAUCUAUUUUCUACCAUUAUAUAGUGACAUUGUUGAUACAAAAUUUGUUAAUCAACAUUAUCUUGAUUUUAAAAAUAAAGCUGGAGGACUUGUAAGAAAAUAG